UGUUUCUGAGGGUUGCAUUUCUACGACGCACAGCCGGAAGUGUCUAUCCGUGGGUCUUUAGAGAGAUAAUCUGAGGAGUGGGCUACAACAGGCGUACUCAGGUACUGACCCUUGACCUCGGGGUCCUACCUCAUCCCUCAGGCGUGAUGGCUACGGGCGCAGAUGUACGAGACAUUCUAGAACUCGGGGGUCCAGAGGGAGAUGCUGCUUCUGGGACCAUCAGCAAAAAGGAUAUUAUCAACCCGGACAAGAAAAAGUCCAAGAAAUCCUCGGAGACGCUGACCUUCAAGAGGCCUGAGGGCAUGCAUCGGGAGGUCUAUGCUUUGCUUUACUCUGACAAAAAGGACGCACCCCCACUGCUGCCCAGUGACACUGGUCAGGGAUAUCGCACAGUGAAGGCUAAAUUGGGGUCCAAGAAGGUUCGACCUUGGAAGUGGAUGCCUUUUACCAACCCAGCUCGGAAGGAUGGUGCUAUGUUUUUCCACUGGCGACGAGCAGCGGAGGAAGGCAAAGACUACCCCUUUGCCAGGUUCAAUAAGACGGUGCAAGUGCCUGUGUACUCAGAGCAGGAGUACCAACUGUACCUUCAUGAUGAUGCAUGGACUAAGGCAGAGACUGACCACCUCUUUGACCUCAGCCGCCGAUUUGAUCUGCGCUUUGUAGUUAUUCACGAUCGGUAUGACCACCAGCAGUUCAAGAAGCGUUCUGUGGAGGACCUGAAAGAGAGGUACUACCACAUUUGUGCCAAGCUUGCCAAUGUGAGGGCUGUGCCAGGUACAGAUCUGAAAAUACCGGUAUUUGAUGCUGGGCAUGAGAGACGACGGAAGGAGCAGCUGGAGCGGCUUUACAACCGAACCCCAGAGCAGGUGGCAGAGGAAGAGUACCUGCUACAGGAACUGCGUAAGAUUGAGGCUCGGAAAAAAGAGCGGGAGAAGCGUAGCCAAGACUUGCAGAAGCUGAUUACAGCAGCAGACACCACUGCAGAGCAGCGUCGCACAGAACGCAAGGCUCCCAAGAAGAAGCUACCCCAGAAGAAGGAGGCUGAGAAGCCGGCUGUUCCUGAGACUGCAGGCAUCAAAUUUCCAGAUUUUAAGUCAGCAGGUGUCACACUACGGAGCCAGCGGAUGAAGCUGCCCAGUUCUGUGGGUCAGAAGAAGAUCAAGGCACUGGAACAGAUGCUGUUGGAACUUGGUGUGGAGCUGAGCCCUACCCCCACAGAGGAACUGGUGCAUAUGUUCAAUGAGUUGCGGAGCGACCUGGUGUUACUCUACGAGCUCAAGCAGGCCUGUGCCAACUGUGAAUAUGAGCUACAAAUGCUGCGGCACCGGCAUGAGGCCCUGGCUCGGGCAGGAGUGCUGGGGACCCCUGCCACAGCAGCAGUGGGACCAACCCCAGCAUCUGCUGAGCCAACAGUCUCUGAAUCUGGACUUGGUCUGGACCCUACCAAGGACACUAUCAUUGAUGUCGUGGGUGCACCCCUCACACCCAAUUCGCGGAAACGACGGGAAUCAGCCUCCAGCUCAUCUUCUGUGAAGAAAGCCAAGAAACCAUAAGGGCCAUCAGAGUUGCUGACUAGAGCUCUGCCACAGUGUGUUCCAGAUAGGAGGAGGAGAAGGAGGAGUACAGAAAAAGACAAGAACAUACUUCCCUGAUGGUUUCCCUUUACAUAGCAUUCCUAGAGUUCCCACAGACCAUAUGUGCUUUUAUUUCACUGCAGAGCUAAGAGACAGGACCAUGCCUAAUUGAUCAGAAACUAAAACAAGGAGACUUCAGCCAGGUGGUAGCACAGUUCUUGGGAGAUUGAGUCUACAAAGUCGGAGUCCCAUCUCAGACAGACCCAGAGUCUGAAGACAGCCAAACCGAGUACACACUGAUGCUCUGAUUUCAGAAGGUUCUAGCCAGUCUGAGGAGGAAGGGGGCAUUGAUACCGAAUGUGUUCUAGGUCCUUUCUGUCUUUAGAACAUAAUGGACACCUACCUUUAGAAUGUGGACUUCAGGGGACAUCACUAUCAGACUUCUUCUUGUCAAUAUUCUCAACUUUGCCCUCCUUUUUUUUGGCUAUCCUGGCCUGAAAGAACCCAAGCUACUUCUCUAGGCCCACAUCUUAGUUUUGUGUGGAGAGAUUCACAACCUUACAGACUAGUAUCACCAUCCACUCAUCAUUCCCUGUGGUACAUAAACUGCCCAGACAAGCCCAGACUUCUGCUCAGCGUGAGCACUUACCUUUAGCCCUCAGGUCAACAAGCUCCUGCCUUCCCCACAGAUCUCAAUCUACCAGUCAAGUUCUCUACCUCUCAUUCCCAAAGGACACAUACUUGAUCUAUCUACACCUGUCACCACAGGGGACCAUUCCUGCUAUCUCCCCUGAAGCUGAUUUGUCCAUUACACCUCAUGUCUAAGCCAGCAUGUCCACUCUCCCAAGGCCCUAGGACACAGCCCUAGUGGUCUCCAGUUCAAACUCUACCAUCCAAGCACACAUCUGGGAGUCAGUGUCUGUUUAAUGCCUCUCCCAGCUGGCUGGUGCCUGAGGCUUAGGGUCUCCUUUCCUUGUCUCCCAUCUUACAACCUGUUUUACUAAAGCUGUCUCCUCUAAUGAUCAAGUCACCUCUCACAGUGGAGCUUCUUAGGUUUGAAUUAAAUUUCUACUUAUUUAUUAUGUGUUUUUGCCUAUAUGUCUAUAUACCAUUUAUGUUUUUGGUACCCAUGGAAGCCACAGGGGGCACUGGACCUGGAGUUAACAGUUUGAUUGUGCAACAUCAAUCAUGGUUCUAGGGAUGGAACCUGCUUCUGAAAGAGCAACCAGUGCUCAAACUGCUGAGCUAUCUCCCUGCCCUUUCUGUUUGACUUGUACUCACUCACUCUCUGACUGUGGCUUUGGUGAAAUUACCAUUUCUUUCCAUGCCAUUCUACUGGCUCCUAUGAGCACUUGUUCUUCUGCACAUUCCUCAAAUGUGCUGCUCAAAGCUGUCACUGAACCUCUUCCUUUUCUCUCCAUAAGCAGAAUUAUCUACCCUGGCCAUCCUUGGGGCCUGAGUUGUCCAAUAGCCUCUAAGUAUAUUCUUACUAUCAGAUACACUCUUCUAGGCAAAAGCAACACCACUGCCAUUCUUUCUACCAUGGUGUACUUUAAACCAUGAUCCUAGUCAUUUCACUCCAUCUUAAACCCCUUCAGUGAUCCUGGAGCAGAAAAGAGAAACAAUGGAUAACAUGGUCAAACUGAAAUGGCCUUUAGUUAAUAUUAAUAGCACAGGGUCAACACUAAGUUUGCUAACGCUAAUAACUGAACUAUGGUUAAAGCUGUUAACAGGAGUUAAGCUAAGUAAGUGAAAAAUAGAAACUUGUUUGCAAGGAGCCUGGGGAUAUAUUUGCCUAUCACACAUGGACAUCUAGGUUCAAUCCAUAGCAUGGAAUACCAGGUGUCGUGGCACAUAUCUAAAUUCCCAGUCCAUGUGAGACAGAGGCAGGAGGUCACAAUUCAAGACUAAUAUGGCUGCAUAGGCCAUAAUCUGGUU
Mastomys coucha (southern multimammate mouse) is the source of this 3512-nucleotide messenger RNA. It is a transcript of the gene Dmap1, whose product is annotated as DNA methyltransferase 1 associated protein 1. The coding region runs from base 147 to 1553 and encodes 468 amino acids. The transcript is spliced from 12 exons. Gene Ontology annotation, molecular function: transcription corepressor activity. Gene Ontology annotation, biological process: chromatin remodeling; DNA repair; negative regulation of transcription by RNA polymerase II. The record is from RefSeq and is a predicted model, not a curated record. Gene Ontology annotation, cellular component: NuA4 histone acetyltransferase complex; nucleus; Swr1 complex. NCBI's taxonomy places the organism in Eukaryota, Metazoa, Chordata, Mammalia, Rodentia, Muridae.